This is a messenger RNA of Ictalurus furcatus (blue catfish), 4383 nucleotides long. RefSeq lists its product as uncharacterized. NCBI's taxonomy places the organism in Eukaryota, Metazoa, Chordata, Actinopteri, Siluriformes, Ictaluridae. Gene Ontology annotation, molecular function: nucleic acid binding; aspartic-type endopeptidase activity. The transcript is spliced from 4 exons. The coding region runs from base 1 to 4059 and encodes 1352 amino acids. Gene Ontology annotation, biological process: proteolysis; DNA integration. The record is from RefSeq and is a predicted model, not a curated record.
AUGGACCACACCCUGCAACACCUGCUGGAGACAAGCCUCCAGCAGCACGCUGUGACGCAGCAGCUCGCCGAGAGCCUUCAGGUCGCCACACGGACACUGAUCGCCAUGAGGACUGAGACCCCCGCCGCCUCCGUGCCUCUCCCCGACGCAAGUAGCGAGACCCGCCGCCUACUACCCCCCCUCGGCCCCGAAGAGGACCUCGAGGCGUACUUCGAAGCCUUUAAGAGUAUCGCCCGCCGAGAGGGGUGGGACCGUGAUGACUGGCCACGCGCCCUUGGUCCACUGCUCACUGGAGAGGCCCGAACAGCCUACUAUGCCCUCGAGCUGGAGGAGGCCGCGGACUACCUGGCGAUGAAGGAGGGAGUCCUGGCAUGGUGUGGCCGAACCCCUGGCCAGGCUGCUACUGAAUUCCAUCGCUGGGUUUAUCGACCAGGGGCCCGACCACGUUGCCAGAUGAACGCCCUCAUCCGGACCACCAAACGAUGGCUCCGGCCGGAUCGGCAUACCGCCUCAGAGGUGGCGGAGAAGGUGGCGGUCGACCGUUUCCUGAGGGCGCUACCCCGGGCAGAGAGACAGGCCGUGGGGGCACACGCCCCAACUACGCCCCAGGAACUCCUAACUGUCCUGGAGCGAGCCUUGGCCACCCUGGAGCUCGACCCCGGGGAGCAGCAGCACCUCGAUCGGCCCCCCGGUGCCCCGGGCCCCCGGUCCGACCGCCAGACCCGGCCCCGCACCUGGAGGAACCCCCAGAGGGCGCCCACUUGUGAACACCCCCGAGACGAGCCCAUGCCUACAGAGCCGGAGAGGGAAGCCGCCCGGCUGCUUACAAAACCAUGGCUGGCAGGCUGCGCCCUCCAUCAGCAGCAACCGCCGGAGGCGCCCUCCUUGACGGUGUGGGUCGAAGGGAGACCGGUAACCGCCCUGCUGGACACCGGGAGCACGGUGACCCUCGCCCGGCCCUCCAUCCUGCCUGAGGAGCGCCGCCCAAGGGGGACGCUCACCGUGACCUGCGUCCAUGGGGACACCCGGGAAGUCCCCUCAGCCGAGGUCCAGAUCCAGGGCGAAGCCGGCAAUCCGGGGCGAAGCCGGCACCUGGCCCCUCCAGGUCGGAAUCAUCCCCGAACUCCCCGUGCCUCUCCUCCUGGAACGAGACUGGCCAGGAUUCCUGGUGGUACCGAGAGCCGAGCCCCGGAGAUUGCGGCGACGUACGAAGGGGACCCCGGCCCGGUGAACCGAGAGGGGAAGUUCGGCCGGGAGCAGAAGGAGGACGACCGGCUGAAGCACUGCUGGGCUCAGGUGCGGGUGAUAGAGGGGGUCGACCAGAGUCCAGACCCGAGGCUCCCCACAUCGUACUUCCUCGUCCGAGGGGGGCUCCUCUACCAACGGGCCUGCCGCCGCGCGGAGCAGGUGGACCUACUGGUGGUGCCCCGACCCAAGACGGCCGUCUUAUUACACCUUGCCCACACCCAUCCGCUCGGCGACCACCUGGGGGCCCGAAAUACCCUGGAGAAGCUGCGGGACCACUUCGUGUGGCGCGGGAUGGACGCGGAGGUCCGGGCCUUUUGCCAACAGUGCCCGCAGUGCCAGCGCACGGCCCCGCGGAGGCCCCCGCCGGCGCCCCUGAUCCCCUUGCCCAUUAUCGGCGUCCCGUUUGAACGAGUGGGCAUGGAUCUCGUGGGGCCCCUACCCAAGUCUGCCCGGGGCCAUGAAUACAUCCUGGUCCUCGUCGACUACGCCACGCGGUACCCCGAGGCGGUGCCGCUCCGCAAGGCCACCUCGCAAAACAUCGCCAGGGAGCUGGUACUCCUCUUCAGUCGAGUGGGGAUCCCCAAGGACGUUCUGACCGACCAAGGUACACCUUUUGUCUCGAAGCUAAUGGCGGAUUUGUGUCGUCUGUUGCAAGUGAAGCACCUCCGGACAUCGGUCUACCACCCCCAAACCGACGGGCUGGUCGAGAGGUUCAAUCAGACCCUCAAGCGGAUGCUGCGCCGGUGCCCCCAGGCGUCCACGGGCUUCACGCCCUUCGAGCUCCUGUUCGGGCGGCGCCCGCGGGGAUUGUUGGACGUGGCCCACGAAGCCUGGGAGGAGCAACCAUCCCCCUUCCGCUCCAUCGUCGAGUACGUGCAGGACAUGCAAGCAAGGAUUGACAGGGUGGGCCCCAUCGUCCAGGAGCACAUGCACGCGGCGCAGGAGGAGCAGAAGAAGGUAUACAACUGCCCCGCACAGCCCCGGGAAUUCCAGCCGGGGGACCGGGUCCUCCUGUUAGUGCCCAGCAGCGCCUGCAAGUUCCUCGCCCGGUGGCAAGGUCCAUAUACCGUCCUCGAGCGCCGGGGCCCGGUCAACUACCGCCUGCAGCAGCCCGGUAAGCGGGCGGACGAGAAGCUAUACCAUGUAAACCUGCUGAAAAAGUGGGUGGAACCAGCCCCGGUGGUGUCGGCGUUCGCAGCUCAGGACUCGGACCGGGGCAAGGCUACCUUGGUCGGCUUAGGGGAGGGCCUCACCCCCGCCCAAAGGCAGGAGCUUACCGAGCUGAUCGACCAGUUCGCAGAUGUGUUUUCGGCUACCCCGGGGAUGACCCAGCUGGUCCAGCAUGAAAUCAAGACUCCUCCCGGUGUAGUGGUGAGACAAAGGCCCUACCGUGUCCCCGAGGCUCGGCGCCAGGCCAUCGAGGAGGAAGUCAGUCGCAUGCUGCGGGACCACGUCAUCGAGGAGUCCAGCAGCCCCUGGUCCAGCCCCAUCGUCGUCGUGCCGAAGCCGGAUGGGAGCAUGAGGCUAUGCAACAACUUCCGGAGGCUGAACCAGGUGUCAGAGUUCGACAGCUACCCCCUCCCCAGAGUGGACGACCUGGUCGAGAGGCUGGGGAGAGCCCGAUUCAUAUCGACCCUGGACCUCACCAAAGGCUACUGGCAAGUGGCGCUCGCACCGGAGGCAAGGCCCAAGACGGCCUUUAGCACGGCCACCGGCCACUGGCAGUAUCGGGUUCUCCCCUUUGGGCUGCACGGGGCGCCCGCCACGUUCCAGCGGCUAAUGGACAUCCUCCUGCGGCCCCACCGGCAGUUUGCAGCGGCCUACCUGGAUGACGUGGUCAUCCACUCCUCCACCUGGGCCGACCACCUGUUCCACCUCAGGGAGGUCCUGAAAGCACACCGGGGGGCCGGCCUGACCGCCAACCCAAAGAAGUGCCAUCUAGGGCUGACGGAAGCCCAGUACCUGGGAUACCGCAUCGGACGGGGAAUGCUGAAGCCCCAACUAAAGAAGAUCGAGGCGGUGAAGGGCUACCCGCGUCCGACAUCGAAAAAGCAGGUACGUGCCUUCUUGGGAUUGGCGGGCUACUACCGCAGGUUCGUGCCUAAUUUUUCUGCUGUAGCCUCUCCCCUCUCAGACCUUACAAAGAAGGGCCAGCCAGACCAGGUCAGGUGGACAGCCGACGCAGAAAGGGCCUUCCAGGCCCUAAAAGGGGCCCUCACCAGCGCGCCGGUGCUCCGCAACCCGGACUUUGACCUCCCGUUCACCGUGCAUACUGAUGCAUCCGAGACCGGGCUGGGCGCCGUCCUCUCCCAGACCUUCGACGGGGAAGAACACCCGGUCCUCUACAUCAGCCGGAAGCUGUCCCCGGCCGAGAGGAAGUAUGCGGCGGUCGAGCGGGAGGCACUGGCGAUAAAAUGGGCCAUCGAGGAGCUGAGAUACUACCUGGCAGGCAGGCACUUCGUCCUCAUAACGGACCACGCCCCCCUGCAGUGGAUGGCCAAGGCGAAGGACACCAACGCCCGGGUAACCCGCUGGUUCCUCGCCUUACAAGACUUCUCCUUCCAGGUUAAGCACCGGGCGGGGGCCCAGCAUGGUAAUGCGGAUGGGCUCUCACGACGAGACACCCUCUGGGCCCACCACCGAGCGGCAGUAGGCUCGGAGCUGAGGGGGGGUACUGUCGCGACGGGCAGAGAGCCGGCGCACACAAGAAGGAAAUCGCUCCUUCUCCAACUGCCGCACUUGCACGACGUGGGCAGCUUCGUGCCAAACAUUCCACCAGCCGGAAGGACCGCCGCGGCGGGGCGGGACUGACGCGACACCGGCCAGCGAUUGGCGGACCCAACGGAGAAACUCCACCACUCAGGCGACGGCGGAGGAGGAUAAAAGGGCGCGCUUCCGGCCGUACGGGAGAAGAGAAUACCGUAGCGACAAGACGGACUCCGUGCAAGCGCGGACGAGAUCGCCGGGUGGUGAGAGUCCCACCUACGGAGGACGCCGGCCCGGGAAAACCCUCGCCCCCGUCUCGGGAAUCCCGCCUCCGCCACGAGUAGGCUACACCAGCAGUCACGCCUCCACAAGCCCCGCACUCAUCCCCUCACAACCCACUCACUUCACCCUUGCACCAAUAAACCACCG